Messenger RNA from Ilex paraguariensis (yerba mate), 270 nucleotides. The record is from the annotation of a GenBank genome assembly. NCBI's taxonomy places the organism in Eukaryota, Viridiplantae, Streptophyta, Magnoliopsida, Aquifoliales, Aquifoliaceae.
AUGAAACAGAUUACAACUUUCAACAUCUCUUUGGUUGUGCGUGGGACAGUUUCUGAGAGCAACUCUUUGGUGAAUAGUGAGACUGAUCCCUAUGCAGUUCCUAAGACCAUGGGAAUUUUCCAAAUGCUUGAGAGCCCAAAAGAUAUUACUACCACUUUGGUAGCCCAAAGGAUAAUCACCAAUCAUCAGAUUUACAUGAUACGCAAUACCAAGAAGGAAGCUAGCGAGAAGAAAUAUUAUGCUGAGAAGCAAUAUGUCUCAGGAGAUUGA